UUGAAAAUGUGCAGUGAUUCGAAGCUCUCGCGGCUCUGCCGUUUGGUCGAUGACUGUCUCCGUCCGUACACUGAAUCCGGUGUCGUUUUGGUGACCAAAGAGCGAGAAAUCCUGGUCACUCUCUCUCAGCUUCUUCGCCAAGUCAAGCUCUUGACCCAAGCACUUGACUCCGACUCUGAAAAUGGCCCAGUGAUAGGAUUGGAUUGUGAGAGUGAUUGCAUGUGUCUAACUAAAAUCGUAACUCACUUGAUAGUUUUGUUAACAGUGGAGAGUCAAUAUGUCAAGCAUCUGACGUGCAAUGUUCUAGUUGCUGUCUCAGAAUUCCUUGCUGCUUUGGGAAGCAACUGGGGUGCCUUUAUUCAUUUGUUGUGUGUUUGUGUGGAUUUGGCGAUCACUGUGGCGAUUCAAUGUACUUCAUCACAUUUGACAACUGAAGCUGAUGAUCAUCACUCUGGUUCAUCAAGUUUAGUUCUUGUGUUAAAACGUAAGCUGGAAAAUGCUGACUGGUCUGUCGCAGCUGGUGUUGUUCGAGUUUUACAUGAUAUACGAAAAUAUUUGAAGACUGAAGAUGAUGAUGUACUUGUUGAACUGUUCUUUGAUAAUGUCAAUUCUGUUCUUUCAACCGUCCCUUGGAAUUUAUUACAAGGGAUUCAUGUUGGACCAAAUCUUGUUGCUCAGAAAAGCUCUGGUGCGGAUGUUUUAUUUCAAAGAUCCUUGUUUCUGGGAAACUUGGUUCAGUUUCUCUGUUCCUUGGCUGAGCAAAGUGGUUCUAUGGAAGCUGCAAGUGGAUCUGUAGACAGGCAUCAUCCAAUUAUUUCUACAAUCAUCAACCUUGUACCUAAGCUUUUAUGUUCGUGCCUUGAUGAGCAAGCAGAUUGUGUUAACUUUAACAAGUGCAUCUCUCAAUACUUUAGACACAAGUUAUUGGUGCUCAUGAUCAGGCUCAUUUUCCAAACUUGUCAGGAAUUCUCAAUUCCUGUUACAUGGUUGCAACUUAUUCAUAAGUACUUUGAAGAUGUUUUGCGGAAUCCCAUUACUCUCAAGAAUGAUCAGGAUGAUUGUCUGGAAGGCUCUCCGUUUCUUUCCAGUGUUUCUGAUGCAGAAGUAAAUAGUCUGUCUUCUCGCCAUCUGCAAAGACAGGCUGUUUUCCUUUUCCUGAGGUGUUCUUUUAGCUUGAUUAGCACAAAAGGAGGCACUAACAAGAAAUGUGCUUGUACAACUUGGAACUUACGCUUGACCUGUGAUUCAAAUGCAGAGCUUCUGUGUUGUGGAAGAAAGAAAGGUCUCUUGGAGCUUUAUAACUGGCUUCAAGGGCAUCUUCCAGCUAAUAUGACAGUGGACCAUGAAAUGUAUUUUGUAGAAUGUGUUGACUUUGCCAAAUCCUUCAUCCAACUGUAUAUCAAAGAGGAUGAUGUAUUAUUCAAAGUGCUCUUGCAUCUGCUUUGUGUACCAUGUUGUGCAGAACAGGAUGAAAAGGAAAAGGUUGCAUUGGAGGAUUCGAAUGGCAAUUUACUUUUCCGUGUCUCAGAUCUUUUCAAUCCUGUACUCUUGUUCCAUCUUUUCCUAUUAGAGUUGAGCUAUGACCAUCAGGUGCUUCUUGAUUACCUUAUUUCAAAAGAUACUGGAAUCAGUUGUGCAGAAUAUCUUUUAAGGUGCUUGCGUAAAGUGUGUGAUUCAUGGAGCUUAUUUGUGGAAUUUCUAGUGGGUGGGCAAGCUACAAAUCAAUCAUUUUGCAAGAAAAGAAAAGUUUCAUUGGGUGGCUCGAGUUCCUGGGGAGAGGAUUCUGUUGCACCAACAAAAAAUCAUCUUACAUUUCUUGAUGAUGAACCUGAUGAAGAAAAUGAAAAUGGCUGCAAGCACACCCAAAAUGGAGGACAGUAUUUCAAAGAAGCCAAAGAGUGCUUACUUUCACUUAAAAUUUCUAUUGAAGGUCUACACCAAAAGAAUCUGUUUCCCUACAAUCCUAAUGUUCUUCUGAACCGCUUAACAAGAUUUCAGGAACUCUGUUUUGAGGAAGAGAAAUAAACUUGUAAAAGAAUGAACUUAUCAGCACAGAUUUUUGCAGAGCAUCAUUUAUUCCUUUGAGUUGAAGUGAUAAAAUGAGAUCUUGCCAACCAAUGAGGCCAAGUCUCGACGAAAACUCUUUGAGUUUCUUUGAGUCAGGCAACUGGGCCACAGUCAGACAAUGCUGGAAAGAGUGCUUUGAGAUCCUCAUGACUCUUUGAGGCCAUAUAUGGAGAUUUUUAAGAAGUGAAUGCACUUUGUGGAUGAACGUUGUUACAUUGAGCAGUGAAGGAAUAGAAGAACAAGCUUUGUAGUUAAGGUAUUCGUUUGUACCAGUACAUUGGCAUGAGGUGUAAACCUUCCUGGUCAUCAUCAUCUGUUCAUUAUUAAGGUAAGGCAAAAUUUGUGCGUUAUCUUUUUCAUUUGGUUCCUAUAUUUACAAAGGUUUCUAGCAGGAGUAUAUUGCAGCAGCUGUUCCUCAGGACAAAUUUAUGUAAGUGUUGAUUCUCUUGCAGGGAACAGAAUAUUAUGAUGGGAAAACAAAGAGAUAUGUUGAUUUUACAAUAUCAAUACAGAUAUAUUGCAAAUGAUGGUUUUGGUCACACAUGACUACAUAGAAUAAAAAAUGGAAAGAAAGAAAUAUGUGAAUCAGAUUACAUAUGCUUUUCUCCCUUUAUAAUCAACAGUUGAUCAGAUUCUACAAGAAAGAUGGGAGUAGAUGUCCAUCACAAUCCGCCCGCCUAACAAUCAAUAAACACAAAUCAUAUUAGUUUCUGAAUAUUUGCCUCAAAUAUUAAUACUAGGAAUCAGGUUGUUUGGGGUUUUGAAUAUCAGAAAUAAAAGACCAGUGCUAGUGCGAAUUGGGCAUUCUGCCUUGUUUAUAUUAUUACAUUCUACAGCUAGUAUAUCAGUUGAUUAGUUAGAGAUGUUAAUCGGGGAUGCUGAGCACCCUUGAAUGUUGUUAGUCCAUGCUUCUUUCCUAUAUGGUUUAUCUUGUUUUGUUCUUUUUUUUUCCUUUGUCCUCCAAGAGAAGCUCUUCUUUUGUCUUAUUUACAUAGAUUUAUCUGGCCUGAGGAAGGGUUGGAUGUGAGUUAACCAGACCUUCAGAGACCCCUAAAGCAUGAGAAAUUAUGACUUACUCAUUAAGGUGUUGUUAGAAGGGCCACUUUGGAAUAUAGCCAUAUAUAUUUUUGUCUGUAAGGACAAUGUGCAGCACUUGCACUUAAAUGGUACACUAAUUGUUUCUGAAAAUGGUGAGGCUUUGAUUUAUCUAAUUAUUUAUUUUUAACAAUUACGCUUUCAUUCGGAUGAUUUGUUCCUUAAGAAAGUAGAGUUUUCACCUCCUAGCCUCUUCUCAUAUAUUUUGGGUUCUUUCAGGGUUUAUGGUUUGAUGGGGAUUCUUCCUUAUGGAUGAUGCCAUGCAUGAAUGUUGAACUUGCUAACUCGCUAAGCAAAAGAGGAAUAUUAAGCGUACAGCAACUAUUCCCCAAGGCAACUUUGCAGACCAUGAUUGGAAAUUUUCCUGCUUCAAAAAUGUAGCAGGUACAGACUUCUAAGAUAGUUGACACAUGGCUGACUAACCCACAGGUCAAGAUUUAACAUGACUGGACAAAUUUUUGACUGGGCUGGGUAGGUUAUUGAAAUACAAGUCAGUUAUUUGCUUUCAGGAGUGUUAACUAAUUUCAGUAGCUUUGCAUCUAGAAUAUUUUGUUCUUCUAGGAUCUGCAGCCUUUUCCACGCAUCGAAGUGAAAUUAAAACUUCAGCAGAAAGUCUCGCUCUUUAGACAUCGCAUUGGUGAACACCAAUUUCGGGCAAAACAAAUCAAGAGCGUUUACCCAGCGUUUCCCUAAGGUGAAAAAUGAAGCAUGGUGGUUGGUCCUUGCGAACACCUCAACAUGGGAAUUAUAUGCUCUCAUAAGAGGGAUGAAAUUGACUUUAAUUUCAUAUUGUCAUCUACGGUUCGAGCAAGAGCACUCUAUUUCACAACUUAUUGAACUGCAGUAACCAAAGGAAGAUAUCUUAUCAAGGUGUAUAGUUAUAGAUAGUUUUAAAAAGUAUCAAUACAUUGGACCUUAAGGUGUAUAUCAGUAAAUGUUCGAAUAUUUUUACAAAGUAUAACCGCGCGGCUAUACUUUUAAAUAUAUAUUUCCUUCUUUA
This is a messenger RNA of Prunus persica (peach), 4162 nucleotides long. RefSeq lists its product as uncharacterized. The record is from RefSeq and is a predicted model, not a curated record. The transcript has 14 exons. The coding region runs from base 7 to 2025 and encodes 672 amino acids. NCBI's taxonomy places the organism in Eukaryota, Viridiplantae, Streptophyta, Magnoliopsida, Rosales, Rosaceae.